AUGCUCUCUUCUCGCGGCGCUCGCAGCGCAGCUCAACUUGACCUUGCGUGGCGGUAUGCGCCAACUCAUACUUAUGAUGCUGCGUCUAACCCCGCGGGACUUAUAUCGUUUGGGAUGGCCGAGCAUCUACCCCUCCGUGCCGACAUGGUAAACUUCAUCAACAACAAGGUCGUCUUCACAGAAGACUCCAUCGGCUACCGCUCCAACUCUACAUGGGCUAGCCGUCUCCCAAGGGCACUCGCAGCGCACCUGAACCGCAUCCUCGCCCCCAAGGCACAUAUUGAGCCCGAAGACGUCAUCGUCGCCUGCAGCGCCACAGCCCUGAGUGGAGUCCUCGGAUUCGCGCUGGCCGAGCCCUCGGACGGGAUCCUGGUGAGCAGGCCGGUCUACGGCCGGUUCGAGCUCGACUACGGCAUCGAGGCAGGCGUGCAGAUCGUGUAUGCAGACUCGGGCCCCGAAGAGGCGUUUACGCCUGCUGUCGUGGACCGGUACGAGGCCGCUCUUCAUGAAGCGCAGCAGCGAGGCGUGACUGUCCGGGCGAUCGUGCUUGUCAAUCCGCACAAUCCUGUCGGGCGGUGCUACCCGGCUGAGACGCUGGAAGCUGUGCUGCGGUUCUGCAGUAAACACCGGCUCCAUGUCAUUGCCGAUGAGAUCUAUGCGUCUUGUGUCUUUCCGACGGAGGACCCUGCCGCCGUGCCGUUUACGUCGGUGCUGGCGCUGGAUAUCCCGGCGCUGAUUGACCCUGACUUGGUGCAUGUACUGUAUGGGUUCAGUAAAGAUUUUGCCUCGGGGGGCCUCCACCUGGGUUUCUUGGUCACUCGAAACGAAGCCAUCCACCGGGUUUGCAAGGCAGUCAUGAGACUCCACAAUCCCUCCGCAGCAGCAGUAACCAUCGGCACCGCCAUCCUCGAAGACACAGACUUCGUCGCCCAAUUCACAGCAAAAUCGCAGCAGCAUCUAGCAUCCACGUACGCCAUCGUCACCGCCACGCUCAACCAGGAGGGUAUCAACUACGUCAAGGGAGUAAACGCAGGGUUCUUCGUCUACAUCGACCUGUCACCGUACCUUCCGACGGGGAAGGGCUCGGAUCAGGAGCGGGAGUUUGCCCUGGCCCAGAAGUUGCUCGACGCUGGGGUGUUCCUCCACCCGGGUGAGGAACAUAAUAAGCAUCCGGGGUGGUUCCGGCUGGUUCACGCGCACCAUGAGGAUGUUCUGAGGGAGGGACUGUGGCGGUGAGUAACAUGGUAUUUGACGAAGGGAGAAAUGUUUUCGAAUCAAG
Messenger RNA from Aspergillus campestris IBT 28561, 1279 nucleotides. RefSeq names its product 1-aminocyclopropane-1-carboxylate synthase. The transcript has 7 exons. NCBI's taxonomy places the organism in Eukaryota, Fungi, Ascomycota, Eurotiomycetes, Eurotiales, Aspergillaceae. Gene Ontology annotation, biological process: amino acid metabolic process; biosynthetic process. Gene Ontology annotation, molecular function: transaminase activity; pyridoxal phosphate binding. The coding region runs from base 1 to 1236 and encodes 411 amino acids. The record is from RefSeq and is a predicted model, not a curated record.